Entrophospora sp. SA101 is the source of this 921-nucleotide messenger RNA. Lineage: Eukaryota; Fungi; Glomeromycota; Glomeromycetes; Entrophosporales; Entrophosporaceae. The record is from the annotation of a GenBank genome assembly.
AUGCCUAAUUUACUUAAUCUUCUUCCACCAGAAUUAAUACCAUUCAUAACGAAGCAUCUUCCAAUUCAAGAUCUUAAAAAUUGCUGUAGUUUAGAUGAUAUAUGGAAAGCUGAAGCAAUUAGAGAAAUUCGCAAAAGAUUAAUAGUGGACUGUACAUUUGUUGAUAAAAAUACAACUGUUAAAGCGCUAAUUGACCCUAAGUCCCAGCAUGGUAGUAUUAGCAAAACACUUGCCAAAAAAAUGGAUUUAUAUAUUACAAGAAUGUAUGGAUCAAAAUAUCCUGCAGUAAUAGACCUUGGUAUUGGUGCAACAAAUGCUGGCAAGAAAGUGAUGAGGAGGGGUUGGAUUGACAGAGAAAAAGUUUCUGUUACUUUGCCAAAUAUCUUUGAUGAUAUAGUACCGCCUUCAUAUUUGGGAAUAGAUACAGCAAAUUUUGUAGUUGUUGACAAGCCUGAAUAUGAUUUGGUUUUAGGACAUGUAUGCCAAUAUCGCACAAGAAAUGAUAUUUGGGAAUUACCUCUUUCAUUGCAUACAUUCUACGAGCUAUUAUUCCCUAAAUUUAUUGCAAUGGAGUCAGAUGGAGAAGCUAUAAUAACCAAAUUUUCCAAACAUAAACGCGACUUCGAUGGUCUAAAUGAAUAUUACGAUUCAGAAUACUCUGAAACAGAAGCGACUAGUGAAAGGAAUGAGAAUAACAGCGAAACAGCCACCACCAAUAAUAACCAAGAUAAUAGAAGGAAUGAGAAUACCACUGAAACGGCCACCACCAAUAAUAAUCAAGAUAAUAGAAGGAAUGAGAAUACCAGUGAAACAGUCACCACCGGUAAUAAUCAAGAUAAUGGAAACAAUGUAAAUAAUGUUAAUGAUGUGAGUCAGCCACCUUCUUAUAUGGAAUCUAUAAAUGAAGAGAGGAAUCCGUGA